Durio zibethinus is the source of this 1182-nucleotide messenger RNA. It is a transcript of the gene CDC25, whose product is annotated as Rhodanese/Cell cycle control phosphatase superfamily protein. Gene Ontology annotation, cellular component: cytoplasm; nucleus. Gene Ontology annotation, molecular function: protein tyrosine phosphatase activity. The record is from RefSeq and is a predicted model, not a curated record. Lineage: Eukaryota; Viridiplantae; Streptophyta; Magnoliopsida; Malvales; Malvaceae.
CCCAAAAAUAAAAGUAAAAUCAUCAAAUAAUUUUUUAAUAGAAGGUUAGCCAAACAAAGCGUAGGACCAAGAUUCGCGGAAAUCCAACAACCAAAGCCAUAGUUCAGAAGCCGUCCCUUACUUUUACACGAUCGGAUUCUGCAGUUCCAAACAAAUCUGAAGAAAACUCAAUCUUGGUUCUCUUCCGGACAAGAACAAAGAGAGCAAGUGACCCAGCAAAGAGUCUGGCAAAGCGAAUGGCUCAAACCAUCUCCUACAUAACUGGUUCUCAACUCCUUUCCCUUCAACGCCGUCCAAAUAUUGCCAUCAUAGAUGUCAGGGAUGAUGAAAGGAGUUAUGAUGGGCAUAUAGCUGGGUCUUUUCACUAUGCCAGUGGCACUUUCACUGAUAAGAUCACCAAUCUUAUUCAAGAUGUCAAAGGCAAAGAUACUCUUGUUUUCCAUUGUGCUUUAAGCCAGGUUCGUGGCCCAACUUGUGCAUGGAGGUUAGCCAAUUAUCUAGAGGAGAUGAAAGAAGAUGCCGGGAUCAAGAACAUUUUGGUUUUGGAACGCGGUUUCAAUGGCUGGGAGGCUUCUGGCAGACCCGUUUGUCGCUGCACUGAUAUCCCUUGCAAGGGGGCGAGUGCAUCAUCAUCUAUUAGAAUUCAUUCUCGCUGAGAAGGAAUCAAAAGCAUAUCAUCUUAUUGCCCUCAACCAUUUACCCAUUUACACUCUGUUUUAAAAGUUAAAAUAUCUGAAUUCUGAAUGAUAAUGUCUACUCCAUUGGAGAUGGAACAGGCAAAUAUAUUACCGUUCUGGUUUCUACCAAACUUGUUUUCACUUUUAGUAUUUUGGGCAUGGUUGGUUAAUGGCCCUGGCCCUUUUCUUUUGGGGAAUGUGCAUCAUAAUCAUGUCUCUCUAUAUCUUUUCACGUAUCAGUAUCAUCGAAACAUAGGAAAGUAUGGGAAGCUCAAAAUUUGAUGUUGUUACUAUAAGAAUGUUUCAAUUAUCUAAGCCUUUGUGAAACCUUUAAGUCUUGACCAAAAAAACCUUUAAAAGAAAAGAAAAUUUUAUUCUAAUCCUCUCCCAACGGUCAGUCCAAGUCUAGGAGGGCAACAAGUAGAAAGGGGAGGGGACUAAGUCUGUCUGUUGCCUGGUCUAUUAGCCCAGAGCCCAAGUUUCCGCAUCAUCACUCUUGUCAAUG